UUCGGCUGACGUCACUCAGGAAGCGGCAAAAUAGUGCUUUCACGGUCAGGUUUUGCGUCAGCGAGGUUCAGUCACAUUUUACUUUAAAACAGCCCAAUUUUUAAGGAGUUGACAGAGUAUAAUAAAGUUAUUUAAUCCUUACGGCUAUAUGCAAUUAUAGGAGCGGAAAUUAUAUUUUUCCUUUGAGUAUUUUCAUCGCCACAGACUAUUUGCACAAUGCCGAGAGGAGGUAAAAAGGGUCACAAGGGCCGUGGAAAGCAGUUCAGCAACCCCGAGGAGAUUGACCGUCAGAUGAGAGCUCAGAAGGAGUUGGAGGAGAAUGGAGGGGCUGAACGUGGAAGUUCAUCAGAAUCUGAGGAGGAGACCAGCAGUGAUGAUGAACAACCUAAAAGGAAAGGUGUCGAAGGAUUAAUUGAAAUAGAGAAUCCCAAUAGAGUUUCCCAGAAGAGCAAGAAGGUUGUGGAAAUCGAUGUCAAUGCACCUAAAGAGCUCUCGCGACGAGAAAGGGAGGAGAUUGAGAAGCAGAAGGCUAAAGAACGAUACAUGAAGCUGCAUCUCGAGGGGAAGACGGAGCAGGCCAGGGCAGACCUCGCCAGGCUGGCCAUUAUUAAAAAGCAAAGAGAGGAUGCAGCUAAGAAGAGAGAAGAGCUGAGGAAAGAAAAAGAAGCAGAAGAGGCAAAGUCGAAACGCUAACCUGAGCAUCAUGACACCGGACAGGGGCUUUUCUGGGGAGGGAGGGAGGGAGGGGUGCUAGAUAUUUAGAGGAAACAGCUCAGGGGUAUCCAUACAUGUCAUCCUUCCUCCAUCCAUUCAUUCAAUGCUGGAGGAAGAUUUUGACAUUUAUAGGAAGUUAGAUGGGAAGUGGUGUAUGGUGUUGGAGUUUGGAGUAGUCUUUUUUUUUUUUUAGUACCACCAAACGUCACACACCUCACUCCCUUCGUUGACACAUUCACUGUGCUCAGACUCUAAAGCUGCUGAAGUUUACUCUAAAUGUCUACACUUUUAUGAUGUUUUCACCAUUACAUUAGAUUGGGAGGUUAUGGAAGAGUGAGGUGUGGGGUUGCAGGUGUUGCUCACUUUAGCUGUUGUUUUCUGACGGGGACAGAUGAAGCAGGUUGUAGAACGGUCAAACACUAAACAGACAUUCAGUGUUUAUGUAUAAAAUGACAUCAAUCCUGGUACUGUCUUCAGUUUUGUCCACCUUUGUGGCCUCAUUCUGUUUAAGUGCAAAACAAUGCAGAUGUUGUCAUUUCAAGGGUAUUGGUAGGGUGUUGCUUGAGAUCAGGACGUGCAUGGACUUAAUGCUGCAGGUUUUCAAUACUGAAAGACAAUAUAAUGCAAUUUAAUCUUGGAACAAAGUAUCGCUUUCAUCAGGACAGUAUUAAAUAGCUGCUUCAGCACAGCCGACCGACUAAGUGGUUGCAUUUCUCCACAACACCUCAGGAUAGAGUAUUCACUGUAUCAUCUUCUAUAAUGCCCCUUUACUCAGGGGUUUUAUACUUCUCUUCAAGUGGGACCAUUGUUUUGGCACAACCAGACACUGAUGUGUCCUCAAACUAUUUAGAAGUGUUUUAUGCUUUAGCCCAAUUCUGGGACCGGACAUGCCUUGACUGUUUAAGGAAAGCAAUAUUGUAUUGAUGCUGAUGGUGCAACCUUUUUUUUCCAGUUCUUAAACACAACUAUUUACAUAAUGUUUUAACGUUUGUAAAGCAUUCAUCAGUACUGAAAUAUUUACAUGGAAUAUUGAUCAAUCAGUGGAGUUCCUUAUUUGAAACUUGUAUAAAAAUAAAUAAAUAAAUUGGUAAAUAAAA
Messenger RNA from Danio aesculapii, 1811 nucleotides. It is a transcript of the gene pdap1a, whose product is annotated as pdgfa associated protein 1a. Gene Ontology annotation, molecular function: RNA binding. The record is from RefSeq and is a predicted model, not a curated record. Bases 217 to 693 code for a protein of 158 amino acids. The transcript has 6 exons. NCBI's taxonomy places the organism in Eukaryota, Metazoa, Chordata, Actinopteri, Cypriniformes, Danionidae. Gene Ontology annotation, cellular component: cytosol.